This is a messenger RNA of Sycon ciliatum, 1858 nucleotides long. RefSeq lists its product as uncharacterized. NCBI's taxonomy places the organism in Eukaryota, Metazoa, Porifera, Calcarea, Leucosolenida, Sycettidae. The transcript has 2 exons. The record is from RefSeq and is a predicted model, not a curated record. The coding region runs from base 226 to 1677 and encodes 483 amino acids.
GCAGUCCACCAUCUGCCGCAAGUUUAAUGCGGGCAACUGCUCCUUUAAUCAAUGCCGCUUUAAGCACUGCUGCUCCUUCUGCUCGGGCACCCACCCGGCCAAGGAAUGCCCAGCCCGCAAGUAGCUCCAUGAGUACUCCUUCCUCCUAUCUUCCUUUAUCUGCACAUAAACCCCACACGCCCAUCAUUAUUAGCGCACUUAAAAUAGAAUUAGAAUCACACCCCGAUGACCAGUUGGUCGCUUCCUUAUUGCAUGAUCUUGAAUUUGGUUUUCGCAUUGGUUUUGGCAACUGUCUGUCUGAGUCUUUUUUUGUCACGUAAUUUGUCCUCCGCUGCUGACAAUGUAGAAGUAGUCGAUGACUAUCUCCACCAGGAAUGUGAGCGCGGGCAUACGGCUGGCCCGUUUGAGGAGCCUCCUGUUCUCCCCAUUCACACCUCUGGCAUUGGAGUUGUACCUAAGAAGUCGGGUGGCGUCCGCCUAAUCAUGCACCUCUCCGCUCCUGCUGGCAGGAGCAUAAAUGAUGGCAUCAAGAACUCAGACUUCUCCUUCCAAAUGAUCUCGGUGGAUACGGUGGCCGAUCAUGUCAUGCGCACUGGGAAGGGGGCAUUGCUAUGCAAAGUGGACAUCAAGCAUGCAUUCCGGCUCUGUCCCGUUCAUCCCAACGACUGGCCUCUACUCGGAAUAUGUUGGCGGGGGAAGUUUUAUGUCGACAAAGUGCUGCCUUUCGGCCUGCGCUCCGCACCAGCUUUAUUCAACCGCCUAGCCGAAGCACUGGCCUGGCUACUUCGCCACAACUACGGUUUGAAGUGUCUGGAACACUACCUUGACGAUUUCAUCAACGUCUCACCACCAGCGCCGGUGGUCGCCACAUCAACAGCAGCGGUGCACAUGGCCACCAUCCUGGAGGUUUUCGCCAACCUCGGGGUUCCCAUCGCGGAAGGAGCAGACAAGCUUCUCGAGAUCAAAGCGCGGCUCAACGAGUGGGCGGUCAGCCCAUCGUGCACGAAACGUCAACUGUUGUCACUAAUUGGCCUCCUCUCAUUUGCGUCCAAAGUGGUUGCGGCCGGCCGCACCUUCACCCGUCGUCUCAUCCAUACCAGCACCACCGUGACAGGCUUGGAUGAAGAAGUGCACCUGGACGCCGAUGCUCAAGCAGACAUCCGUUGGUGGAAGGAGUUCCUCCCACACUGGAACGGCCGAGCGCUUCUGCGUGACCCAGUAUGGUCGAAGCCCCCAGACUUUGAGCUCUAUACCGAUGCUUCCGGCCUGGGAUUUGGAGGUUUCUUUCAGAGUGCCUGGUUUUGCCAAGAAUGGGGCCCGGAGCACCAGCACGGCCCUUUCUCCUCUAUCAUGUGGCGAGAGAUGUAUCCCAUUGCUGUGGCCGCGCAAUUGUGGGGCCCGCAGUGGCAGACGAAGAAGAUCCUCCUCCAUUGCGACAAUCAAGCUGUCGCCACAGCAUGGGAAUCCGGCUCAUGCCGGAAUCUGGAGGUCAUGAACCUCAUACGGACCACCCUGCGUAUUGCGGCACGCUACAACUUCAUCCUGUUGAUCCGUCACAUCUCAGGUAUCGACAACAGUAUUGCGGACGCCCUCUCCCGUCUACAGCUCAGUCGCUUCCGCUCGCCAGCUCCGUCUGCCAAUCUGGACCCAGUUCCACUGCCAACUCAGAUCGUCUAAUGAUGUCUCACAAUAUAUUCACAGCCCCUUGGGGUGUCCGUUUUGCUGUGUCUGGCCUUCGCCGUCACUACACUGACUUAUUGUUAUUUUUUUCUGCCAUACCAACUACACCGAAACCAAUUUCUCAGUUCAAUCUCUCCCUUACUAUUCGCCCACCCUUUAGCACGGGCGGCUCUCCUCC